AUGACUAUCCACCAGGAUCCCGUCCUUCCCAAAAUGCGCGACAUGACAUUAUCGGAAUCUACAGAGCCUACCCAAAAUGGCAUCACCAACCCUGAUGAAAAGAGUGCCCCAUCCAAGUCAGGUCUUCUCUCAGAAAGUGAGAGCGAGGCAUGGCAAAGAGCUAUAGAGAAAGUUGUCAGAUGCGUCGUAUCGGUCAAGUUUUCACAUCCGUAUGCAUUCGACACAGAAAUCUCCAAGACAAGUGAAGCGACUGGCUUUAUCGUUGACGCUGAGCGAGGUCUUAUCCUGACCAAUCGCCAUGUCGUUGGUCCUGGACCGUUCUCGGGAUAUAUCGUCUUCAACAACCAGGAAGAAGUAGAGGUUCAUCCAAUCUACCGCGAUCCCAUCCAUGACUUUGGCUUUCUCAAAUUUGAUCCAAACGCGGUCAAAUACAUGGAACUCACCGCCAUGCAACUUCGACCAGAUCUUGCAAAAGUUGGGACUGAGAUCAAGGUUAUUGGUAAUGACAGCGGCGAAAAGCUGGGUAUCCUGUCAGGCUUCAUUAGCCGUCUGGAUCGAAAUGCCCCCAUCUAUGAUGGCUACAUGGACUUCAACACCUGCUACUACCAAGCCAAUGCUUCCGCAUCCGGCGGCUCUUCAGGAUCCCCUGUCGUCAAUGUAGACGGUCAUGGCAUUGCUCUCCAGGCUGGUGGCCGUACAGAUGGCUCAACCGAUUAUUUCCUCCCACUUGAUGGCCCGCUACAAGCACUGAAGCAAAUCCAGAACGGAGACAAGGUGAAAAGAGGAGAAAUCCAGACCGUCUUCAAACUUAAACCCUUUGAUGAGUGUCGGAGACUUGGGUUGAGUCCCGAGUGGGAGAGUGUCCUUCGCAAGUCCUUUCCAGGAGAAGACAAUGCUAUCGUCGCGGCCGACGUCCUCUCCGAGGGACCGUCAGAUGGAAAACUCAAAGAGGGAGACAUCCUCAUCAAGAUCAACGGGGAACUAAUUACACAGUUCCUCCGCCUAAACACUAUCUUUGACGAAAACAUCGAUCAAACAGUCCGCGUCCUUGUCCAAAGGGACGGCGAAGACGUGGAAGAAGACAUCACAGUGCAAAAUCUCGAUUUAAUUACUCCUGAUCGCUUCGUCACCGUCGGCGCAGCAUGCUUUCACAAUAUCUCGUACCAAGUUGCCCAGCGCUACGUCCUACCCUGCCGUGGUGUUUACGUUAGCAAAGCAGGACCCUUUCAUCCAAUGCAUGAUAACUACAUCAUGGUUGACAGCGUCAAUCACAAAAAGACACCAAACCUGGACGUUUUUGUGCAGGUCAUGAAGGAUAUCCCUGACAGGGCGCGAGUGGCGAUCAAGUACUGGCACGUCUGGGAGCGACACACAGUCCGCACAGCCGUUGUUCCGAUUGACAGACAUUGGUUUCGAAGAAUGAAGAUGUUUACGAGGAAUGACGACACAGGUGCUUGGGAUGUUGAUGUUCUUGCUGAGCCGUUGCCUGCGGUUCAGCAGAUUAAGCUGAGUGCCUCAUUUGACACACUGGAGCACAUCCCGUUGAGGGCAGUGGCGGAGAUUGUGCGGAGUUUUGUGAACGUCAAGUUCUCCGCUCCUGUUCUUAUCGAUGGACAGUCUACCCGUGUUCAUCGAGGUAUGGGACUCGUAAUUGACGCUCAACGUGGAUUCGUCAUUAUUUCCAGGACGGUUGUGCCCACAAAGAUGUGUGAUAUAGAGCUCACCUUUGCAGACUCGGUUCUGAUCCCUGGAAAGGUUGUCUUUUUGCAUCCUUCCCACCACUACGCAAUCAUUCAAUACGACCCCAGCCUCGUGGACGCACCCGUAAAGAGUGCAAAGUUCAACACAGAACGUAUCUCGCAGGGAGCUUCUACCUUUUUUGUUGGACACAACGACAGCGAUGAGAUGGUUUAUGCUUCUACAGCCGUCACAAAGGUUAUACCACUGGAACGAGAGCCUCCAAACCCCCCUCGAGGACGACCUAUCAAUGUUGAUAGGGUCGACAUAGAGACCAGAAUUGGUACACAUUGCGGCAGUGGUGUCCUUGUUGCUGAAGAUGGAUCUAUCCAAGCUCUGUGGGUUGUGUACGAGAUGGAAGAUCUGGAUGAAGCUUGCUUCGGACUAAGCUCUCAAGCUAUUGUUCCAAUUGCGGAAAAGCUGAGCCAAGGUAUCGUUCCCAGCUUGAGAAGCCUAUCCGUUGAGCUCGCGGCUGUUACGAUCAUCGAAGCUCGCGUUAUGGGCGUCUCGGAAGAGUGGAUCAGCCAAGUUCAAAGCAGGUCAUCGGACCGUCGUCUUUUCAUGGUAAAGCGAGCAUCAAGCAGCUUACCCAACUCCCUCGAAGAAGGCGAUAUCCUGAUCACUCUGGACGGAAAACUCAUCACACAGCUUUCUGAUGUGGAUGUGAUGUACUGGAAGGAAUCUCUUGACGUAGUCGCUGUACGAAGUGGUGAGCAAAUCAGCUUCAAAGCACAGACUGUUCUUGAAGAUGAGUUUGAGACGUCGCGUGUUGUCAACUUCUGCGGUCUAACAGCCCAGAAGCCGCAUCGGACCGUGCGCCAGUGUAUCAAGAAGUUGCCCAGUGAAGUUUACAUCACAAGUUGGUUAGUCGGUUCGCCGUCGAACUUGUACAGCGUUUAUGCCACGACCUUCAUUACGCAUAUCGAUAACAAGCCGACACCUGAUCUUGAGGCCCUGAUCAACGUGGUGGCCAACAUUCCUGACAAGACUUACUUCAAGAUCAAAAUGACAGACUUCUCUGGUACUCCAUCUGUUGUUACCAUCAAGAAGGACCAGCGAUAUUUCCCAACCGCGGAGUGGAUUCGUGAUGAAACUCAUGCUGAAGGCUGGAAGAGAAUUACGUAUGAGAAUGGGGAGGUUAUACAGGGUGAGGGACUAUACGGUAUCACGCUAUAA
Molecule: messenger RNA, 2913 nt
Organism: Fusarium venenatum
Lineage: Eukaryota; Fungi; Ascomycota; Sordariomycetes; Hypocreales; Nectriaceae
Product: trypsin-like cysteine/serine peptidase domain-containing protein
Biological process (GO): proteolysis
Molecular function (GO): serine-type endopeptidase activity; protein binding
Source: RefSeq, a predicted model, not a curated record